Messenger RNA from Hippocampus zosterae (dwarf seahorse), 1649 nucleotides. It is a transcript of the gene zmynd10, whose product is annotated as zinc finger, MYND-type containing 10. Gene Ontology annotation, cellular component: centriolar satellite; cytoplasm. NCBI's taxonomy places the organism in Eukaryota, Metazoa, Chordata, Actinopteri, Syngnathiformes, Syngnathidae. The record is from RefSeq and is a predicted model, not a curated record. Bases 105 to 1463 code for a protein of 452 amino acids. The transcript is spliced from 12 exons. Gene Ontology annotation, biological process: inner dynein arm assembly; motile cilium assembly; outer dynein arm assembly.
UACGCUGCUGCCAUGACGACCAAAAAAACGACACUUAACACUAACGACUGACAGCAGUCGCUCGUAAACUCACUUUCCACUCGACACGUUUUCAACAACACCAAAUGGAGGGCUCGGUGCUGUUGCCAGUGGAAGCGGAGGCAUUCAUAGAAAGUUUGGAAAUAUUUUCUCUCAAAGACGUGGGCUCGACGAGGUGGUUCAGACAACAUGAGCACAUUGAGAAGCUCAACAUGCAGGCAAUACUGAGUGCUUCUGCGACACUGGACGAGUACAUCAAGGAGAUGUUAGUGUCUCAUGGAAAGAUCUCAGUUCUGGUACAUGAGAUGAUCCUGACUGAAGUGUGGAAGCAAAAAAUAUUCCCCAUUUUAUGUCAACUGCAGGACUUCACGCCAAAGAACACUUUUCCUCUUUACAUGGUGAUCCACCAUGAAGCCACCAUCAUCAACUUGCUGGAGACCAUCAUGUUUCACAAGGACUCAUGCGAGGCGAGUGACGAUUCUAUUCUUGACUUGGUGGAUUACUGCCACCGGAAGCUCACCCUGGUGGCCGCCAACACCGGAAACCACGACGACGUGACCCGCAACACGCACAAGCUGUCCGGCGAGGCGCUUCUGUCCUCCAAAGAGGAGUUGCAGAUUCAAGCUGCUGAGCUGGAAUUCGACAUUUCCUUGAAGGCUUUGUCAGUGCUGCGGUACAUCACUGACCACACUGACAGUAUCAGUGCCAUUAACCGAAUGCUCUGCACGCAUAACGUGCCUUGUUUACUGGUGCGCCUGAUUGAGUGCUGCCCGUGGAGCCGCUGCACAUCAGGCGACACAGAGAAGUACAUCAAUGGUAAAUGGCAGAGGGUACCAGAGGAAGACCGCCUGAAGAUGACCAAACUGGAUGGGCAAGUCUGGAUUUCGCUGUACAAUCUGCUCCUUAAAGAAGACUGCCAACGAAAAUAUGACUUCAACAGUUUCAAUAAGAGUCAGCUUCUAAAGCUGCGCAGUUUCCUGACUGAGGUGUUAAUCGACCAGCUGCCCAACUUGGCCGAGCUCCAGCGCGUCCUGGCUCAUCUGGCAGUUACAGACCCCGAGCCCCCAAAGAAGGAGCUCGUUUUAGAGCAGAUCCCUGAAAUGUGGAACCACAUCAUGAGUGAGAAUUCCAGUAAGUGGAAGGCCAUCGCCAAGUAUCAAGUCAAACAAACAUUCAACGCCUCUGAAAAAGACCUAAGGUUGCAGGCACAGAGGUUGGCUAAGACGUACAAUUUGGACGUGAUGGAGAGUUUACUUCCAGAGAAGCCGAAGUGUGGCUGUUGUGGGAAGGACGCUGCGAAGAGAUGCUCUCGAUGCCAAGGGGAGUGGUACUGUCACAGAGAAUGUCAGGUGAAACACUGGCCAAAACACAAGAAGGCCUGCCAGCUCAUGAUGGAGGCCAACAAGAGGACUCAGGCUGAACUGAGCAGUCACAACAAAGAAUGAUGAACUGAGAAGAGAGUUUAGAAAUGGACAAGACAGAACCCAGACCUAAAUCCUAUUGAAAAUCUGUGAGGUGACUUGCUAAAAAAUUGUUCUGAUUGGGACGUUUCAAUUUUUAUGUUUUGUCAACAACUUCCUGAUUGGUUUAAUAAACUGCUUCAUUUGUUCCAGAGAAAAUAUGAAAAUUCA